AUGGCUUCUAUUUCUCUUCUUAAUCCUAAAGCAGAGUUUGCAAAGGCUCAACAUGCAUUCAGUAUUAAUUUGGCAGCUGCUAGAGGGCUCUACGAUGUUUUGAAAACUAACCUUGGUCCUAAAGGGACCAUGAAAAUGCUCGUUUCUGGUUCAGGCGACAUCAAGAUUACCAAGGACGGCAAUGUUUUGCUUCAUGAGAUGCAAAUACAGCAUCCCACUGCAAGUCUUAUUGCUCGUGUAGCGACUGCUCAAGAUGAUAUGACAGGUGAUGGCACAACGUCGAAUGUUCUUCUGAUUGCUGAGUUACUGAAACAGGCAGAUGUUCACACUUCUGAAGGACUUCAUCCACGUCUCAUUACAGAAGGGUUCGAUAUCGCUCGAAAUAAAUGCUUAGAAAUACUCUCCAAGUGUCGGAUAGACUGUCCAUCAGAGAUGCCAGACAGGAGUACACUCAUGUCCGUCGCGGCAACAUCCCUUAGUACAAAAGUUCAUUCUGAUUUAGCUAACCUUUUAACUGAGCAUGUUGUAGAUGCUGUGUUAUCAAUUCGGCGGCCAAAUGAACCUUUAGACUUGCAUCGGGUAGAACUAAUGCAGAUGCAACAUAAAACCGAUAUGGACACAACACUUGUAAAAGGGCUGGUGUUAGAUCAUGGGGGCAGACAUCCAGAUAUGCCUAAGCGCGUAACUAAUGCAUUUAUUCUGACUUGUAACGUCUCAUUCGAGUACGAAAAAACUGAGGUCAAUUCCGGAUUCUUUUAUAAAACAGCAGAAGAGAGAGCAGCUCUUGUGAAGUCUGAAAGAGAGUUUAUUGAGGCAAGAGUUCAGAAAGUGAUAGCUUUAAAAAGAAAAGUGUGUGGUGAAGUUCGUGGUGAUGGUGACAAACCUGGAUUCGUAAUCAUUAAUCAAAAAGGGAUUGAUCCAUUCUCGUUAGAUGCCUUUGCUCGAGAAGGAAUACUUGCUCUUCGUCGCGCUAAGAAACGCAAUAUGGAAAGGGUAACUCUUGCCUGUGGUGGAUAUGCCUUGAACUCAGUCGACGAGAUGUCACCUGAUUGCCUCGGACAUGCGGGCGUGGUAUAUGAAUUUGUCCUAGGCGAAGAAAAAUACACAUUUAUCGAGGAAUGUAAAAAUCCACAGUCUGUAACUUUGCUAAUGCGUGGGCCAAAUAAGCACACACUGAACCAGAUCAAAGACGCCGUUAAUGACGGGCUGCGCGCCAUAAAAAAUACAUUAGAAGAUGAGUGCGUCAUUCCAGGAGCAGGAGCGUUUGAAUUAGUUGCUUACCGCGAACUGUGCAAGUUUGCACAGUCUGUUAAGGGUCGCGCUCGUCUCGGCGUUCAGGCAUUUGCGGAUGCGUUGCUUGUUAUUCCGAAAGUCCUAGCCAGAAAUGCAGGUCAUGACGCUCAGGAAACAAUGGUGAAAUUGCUUGAAGAAGCGACUAAGGUGGAUAGUCGUUGCAACGGUAUUUCCCCCACACAGCUUGUAGGAAUUGAUCUUACUACGGGGGAAGCAAUGAUCCCUGCUCAGGUUGGAGUUUAUGACAACUUCAUUGUGAAGAAGCAAAUAAUUAAUUCAUGGUUCACUCCAUUUAGCAGGCAUGAUUAUUUCGAUACACUAACACUCCCCCUAAGUGAUUACAAAUAUGGUAGAUUCCCAUCAAAUUUCAUAGUUUGUGAGCGGUUCACUGGAUGGUGUUCAGGGAGAUUCACUUCCAAAGUAGUUGUAUGAUGGGACGUUUUAUAAUUUUUAGAAAAUGUCAAUUGGAUUAAUAAUAUACCGGUUUAAAGU
Molecule: messenger RNA, 1785 nt
Organism: Schistosoma turkestanicum
Lineage: Eukaryota; Metazoa; Platyhelminthes; Trematoda; Strigeidida; Schistosomatidae
Source: the annotation of a GenBank genome assembly